This is a messenger RNA of Epithele typhae, 1647 nucleotides long. Its product is annotated as cytochrome P450. The record is from RefSeq and is a predicted model, not a curated record. Gene Ontology annotation, molecular function: oxidoreductase activity, acting on paired donors, with incorporation or reduction of molecular oxygen; iron ion binding; monooxygenase activity. NCBI's taxonomy places the organism in Eukaryota, Fungi, Basidiomycota, Agaricomycetes, Polyporales, Epitheliaceae. The transcript is spliced from 12 exons. Bases 1 to 1647 code for a protein of 548 amino acids.
AUGCCGCUUUCUCCGUCACCGUUCCAGGCUGCGGCAGUGCUCGUGGCUGCUUUCGUUCUCCGUGCCAUCUACCGCACAUGCCUCGCCCGGCUCCCCGAAGACAACAUCCCAGGCCCCCCAGCUGACCACUGGUUCAUGGGACAUAUGCCUUCCAUCUCCACACGUCAUAGCUGGAAGGCAUGGACUGACUGGGCGACCACCUAUGGCUCUGCAUAUCUUAUCAAGUUCCCCAUCGAGCGACCAGUGAUUGUCACCCACGACCCCAAGGCUAUACACCAUAUGCUCAUCAAGGACAUGGACAAUUUCCCCAAGUUCAUCACCCCCUCAGCCGAAUUGCCUUUCCUUCUCGGUCCGGGGGUCCUCACCACUCUUGGCGACCAGCACAAGCGGCAACGGAAGCUCCUCAACCCUGUCUUUUCUUCAGCACAUCUCCGCGACAUGACCCAUAUUUUCUACAUGGUUGCGCACAGGUUGAACGACGCUAUGGGCAAACGCGUCCCUGAGGCUGAUCCCGUCAAAGGUAUGGACGUCAACGCCUGGAUGGCCCGCACCACUCUCGAAAUGCUCGGUCAAGCCGGUCUCGGGUAUUCGUUUGAUAACUUCUCCGAGGACUCCACGGACGAGUUCGCAGAAUCUGUGAAGCUGUUCUUCCCCGUGCUCAUGCGGUGCAACGUUCUCCAGCUUUCCACCCAGAAGAUGUCCGAGUAUCUCUCCACAUCCGCCAUGCGCCGCUUGUGGCGUAUGCUCCCUCUUCCGGACACGAACAAGCUGCUUGACAUAAGCGAAACUAUGGAGCGCCGCUCGCGGGAGAUCAUUGCGGAGAAGAAGCGCGCCCUCGAGGGGGGUGACGAAGCGCUCGCGCACGAGAUCGGCGAGGGCAAGGAUAUCAUGAGCAUCUGCCUCAAGGCGAACAUGGCCGCCACCGAGCACGAGAAGAUGAGCGACGACGAGAUCAUCGCGCAGGUCUCGACGUUCAUCCUCGCGGGCAUGGACACGACCUCGAACGCGCUCUCCCGCAUCCUCCUCCUCCUCGCGGGCCACCCAGACGUGCAGGACAAGCUCCGGAAGGAGCUCGUCGAAGCCCAAGGCGCCGACCGCUCCGACCUCUCGUACGAGGACCUCGUCAAGCUCCCCUACCUCGACGCCGUCUGCCGCGAGACCCUCCGCCUGCACGCGCCCGUGCCCAUCACCGGCCGCAUGGCGAGCACGGACACCGCGAUCCCGCUCGCGCAGCCGCUCCGCGCGCGCGACGGCCGGCCCGUCCACGAGCUCGCCGUCUCCCGCGGCACGCUCGUCCUCCUGAACCUCCAGGCGAGCAACGUCGACCGCGCGCUCUGGGGCGACGACGCCGCCGCGUGGCGCCCCGAGCGCUGGCUUGCCGCGCUGCCCGCCGCGCUCGAAGGCGCGCGCGUGCCGGGCGUGUACGCGCACCUGAUGACGUUCUCGGCCGGGUCGACGUCGUGCAUUGGGUUCAAGUUCUCCCAGGCCGAGAUGAAGGUCAUCCUGGCGACGCUCCUGCCCGUGUUCUCCUUCGCGCUGACGGACAAGGAGGUCACGUGGAACGCGUCGGCCGUCCUGUACCCCACGAUGGGCUACGACAGCGACAAGCCCGAGAUGCGGCUGUUCGUGAAGGCGAUCAAGUCGUGA